Molecule: messenger RNA, 2124 nt
Organism: Penicillium paradoxum
Lineage: Eukaryota; Fungi; Ascomycota; Eurotiomycetes; Eurotiales; Aspergillaceae
Product: TTC39/IML2 family protein
Exons: 6
Coding region: 1-2124 (707 amino acids)
Cellular component (GO): cytosol; nucleus; mitochondrial outer membrane
Source: RefSeq, a predicted model, not a curated record
AUGUUGCGAGUCGGAUCGUGGUUGUAUGGCAAAAAGCCGGCGCAGUCUGUGGACGCGCUGGUCGAAUUGAAAGACUUGGCGGAGGCGAUGAAAGCGACCACAUUGAUUCUGAAUGACGAUGUUGAUGGCGCGGAGAAUGGCCUCUCCACGGGCUCCUCAUCUUUUCACAAUUUGGGGAAGGGUAUGGUCGCAUUCGUGCGGGCAACAUUAGGCUUUGAGCAGGAGAUUAUGCGGCAAGCUUCCGAGCGCCUGUAUGAAGCGGAAACGAGUGCGGCCAACGAUCAAACCCGGUCCCAGCAAAAUGUCCAGGCACCCAAUGCCUUUCACUCUGAUAUAUAUGCCACCGGCACCGAAUACGCACUGUGCCAGGCAAUCGCACAAUUGAUGAGUGCAGUCGUUGGGGUUCUGAACGAAAGCUUGACAGAAAGUAUCAAGGCGUUCUAUCGACUGAGAAAGGCUUAUAUCACACUAGAUGCCAUCAUGAAGAUGGAAGAGAAGUUUAUGGAGUUGAGAGAUCCGAAUAAAGUUCUACUGCCGACUGUGAGUAAUCUUUCGAGUUCAAGGGCUACGUGCCCAGAUACGAAGUCGGAUUCGUCCAGCCUUUCAUCGAAAAAGGGCACAAAAAUGGAUAGUGUCGAAAAUACAGAGCUGAAUGCAUCAAUGAAUGGUUUGGCUACCUCCCUCCAAGCGGCAUCUCCAGCUCUUUCGGGCACUUCUACACCUCUCGCCAAGCAUAUCCACCAUGACCCCGACUCCGACAUCUUCAAAAAUGACAUCGAUAUCUUUGUGCACUCCGGUGCUAAUUUCUGCUUUGGUAUUCUUCUUCUACUGAUUUCCAUGGUACCGCCGGCAUUCAGCAAGCUUCUUUCUAUCAUUGGCUUCCACGGUGACAAGCAACGUGGGUUGAGGAUGCUUUGGCAAGCUAGCAAGUUCCACAAUCUGAUCGGCGCCAUGGCUGCCUUGGCACUACUAGCAUAUUACAAUGGCUUUGUCCGCUACUGCGAUAUUAUGCCCGACCCAAGUCCUGGCGAGGGCGACAUCGAGGGGUACCCGCGGGAGAGACUGGCUGCUUUAUUGGCGGAGAUGCGGUCUCGGUUCCCCAACAGUCAACUUUGGCUGCUCGAAGAAUCGCGGAUGCUCGGCGCGAACAAGAACUUGGACCGCGCUCUAGAGCUAUUGUGCACUGACAAGAAAAGCCCGCUCAAGCAAGUCGAGGGGCUGUGUGUGUUUGAGAAGAGCUUGAAUGCCCUGUUUCUCCACAAAUACGACGUUUGUGCUGAAGCAUUCAUUGAGUGUGUGGAACUCAACUCGUGGUCCCGUUCGCUGUAUUACUAUAUCGCCGGGUCCUGUCAUGUCGUCCUGUACCGACAAUCCCUCAACGAUCCCAAAACUGCGGCGAAACACGCGAAGAAAGCCAUUUCGUACAUUCGCAAGGCACCCGAAUUCGCUGGGAAAAAGAAAUUCAUGGCCCGGCAACUACCCUUUGACGUAUUUGUGACCCGAAAGGUCGCUAAAUGGGAGGCACGUGCUAAAGAAUGGAAAGUGUCUCUGGUGGAUGCGAUUGGCGUCGAUCCUAUCGAGGAAAUGAUUUUCUUCUGGAACGGACACAGUCGCAUGACCAAUGAACAGCUGGAGGAAUCCUUGAGCCGACUGGCAUGGUGCGAAAGCGCGACCAACAAGACGUGGUCUCGCGAGGGGGCCGAAGAAAAAGCGAUUCUGGAGCUUCUUCGCGCCGCAGUUUUGCGAUCUCUGUGCAGAUACGAUGAGGCGAAAAAGAUCCUGAAGACGCGUGUCUUGAACCAUGACAAGUCCCUCUUCAAGGGUCACCUGAAGGAUGACUGGGUCCAUCCAGUUGCGAAUUUCGAGAUGGCGGCAAACUUCUGGAUGCAGCGAUCGACAUUCCAGGCGCUUCAUGGGAUUAAUGUUUCUAACGCGUCGGACGAAACAUCUACCGGACCCGAAGCGAACACAGACGUCGAGAGGAAGCAAGUACGCGAGUGCAAGGACUACCUGGAUAAUGCUGCUCGUUGGGAGAGCUAUGAGCUGGAUGCUCGUAUUGGGCUCAAGGUCACUGCGGCGAUGGAAGCCGUUCAAAAAUGGGAGGCCAUGCACCCAACGGCCUAA